AUGACCGAUGCAGCGUCGAGAUCAUCUAGGCGGCGACAGAUCAGCCAGAAGAACCGAAAGAAAUCCACGUCCACUAGGAAUACUCAAAAGGGUUUCUUCAGAACACAGUACUAUUUUACCAAGGGCCACGAACACUUGGGGGAAGCUAGAAAUGUCCUCGAGGAACAAUCUCCAUUUAUUUAUCCCCCUUGCUCCCUCAUGUUCGCUUAUUUUCAAUACUGGAAGGCAAAGAAACGUACCACGGAUAAAGAACGAAGAAUGGGUGUCUUAAAAUCCAAGGACUCGCACGAACUUCUGCGAUCACUUCGCGUGGACGUGGACAUCGAGGCCUUGGAGGCGAAGAAACACAAAGAUUUAGACGAAGCUAUAGCCAUCACCGACGUAGACCCACAAUAUUUCUCAGAGCUGGACGGCAGGAUAGUAAAAGAAAAGUUUUCUGUGCGCGACUACGUGGAAGAUACUCGUGACAUUUUGAAGUCUCGGUUGUUAGCUGGACAGGAAAUGGACGACUGUAUUCGUAUAGAUCAACAAUUCGUCGAGGAGCAGAGACAUCUGGAUGAGAUCAAGCGACGAUAUCGUCGAUACGUGAGUGGCUUCGAGGAUUUUCUUUCGAAGGAUCACGAGAAGAGCAUGAAGAUUCUUCAGGAAGCUGAGAACGAGGUGAAGAUAACUAGAGAGAUCACAGAGGAAAGGAAUCAGCUCUCUGUCGAAUAUGGUCGGGUCAGACUGGACGUGUAUCACUGGGAGGAGAGCUGGAGAAUGGUGAAAAUGUGCCAAAGGUUCCUUUUUCAGGUGUCUCCAAUCGCUUGGCGAGUGGAACAUGACUGGAUCCAUCGCACUGCUUCCGGCGAGAACGUUACUCACGACAAUGCGGACGAUUUAUUCGGCCAAUACAGAAUGGUCGAUGAGGUUGCUUCCCUCGACGUCCUGAUAGAUUUGUUCGAGCAGGAUAUCAACGAGGCAGGUCCGGCAGAAUUGUACUUCGAGGAUCCUUUGGAACUCAUUCACGUGUUCAGAGCUAUAGAAACGCAAAACCUGAACGCGUUGAUCCACUUGGAGUCCCUAGCUGAACCCAUGGCUGAAAUGAUGCUAACGAUCCAAGCUGCUGAUCUACAGAUCAAAUCGGAAGUCGGAGAAAUAACCAACACGAUCAACGAGCUGCGAGAUAGCAUUCGUAAAUUGGAAACCAGAGCAGCGGAAUUGGAAAGCUACGCGAACGAGCUUUUGGAAACCGUGUUCCGGGAUUCUGUUUGUUCCGAGGAGGUGCUUUGUCUUCAGGUAUUCGUCGAGGAUGCGUACGAGAGCUGUGUGGCGCCAAACGACGCGAAUUUAGACACUUUCUCGAUGAUGAAAUGGAUCGAGAAGACCCACGAGGAGUUGAAUUUGGAGUUGGAUACCCUACCACCGGAAGUGGUUCAAGCUUGCGAGAAGGAGGGCUUCAAACAGGAACUGAAGGCUAUGAAAGAGACAGAGGAAGCUGCUAAAAAGUUCGAGUUGAUGCAUCGGUUGCUGGCAUCCCUGAAACGUGCCAUGGAGCCACCUCCUGUGAAGAUGCGGCCUUUAAUGUGGCGAUCGAUCCCAAAAAGUCAAAGGUUGAAAGAGGUGCCACCCCCGUUAGAGCCAACCGAGGAAGAGAUGCAAUAUUUGACCUUCUUCACCAGCUAUUGCAAACAGGAGGACUUCACCACCUAUCGUUCUCAGUUUCCGGAUGACUUUGACUUGACCUUCCAGGAUAAGCGUGGCGAAUCGAUCGCCAGCAGAGAGAUCACAGAGGACAAGGAGAACUCCAACGAGAAUUCAGCUAAUCGAACUUGA
This is a messenger RNA of Eufriesea mexicana, 1815 nucleotides long. RefSeq lists its product as uncharacterized. The record is from RefSeq and is a predicted model, not a curated record. The coding region runs from base 1 to 1815 and encodes 604 amino acids. NCBI's taxonomy places the organism in Eukaryota, Metazoa, Arthropoda, Insecta, Hymenoptera, Apidae. The transcript has 7 exons.